AUGAAUAGCGUAGCAAUGCACGAAGUGCGGCUGAUCAACGACGACAUUGUCAAAGAAAUACUCUCACAUCUGCCCGUAAAGUCCCUCUUGAGAUUCAAGACUGUCAUCAAAUCAUGGCAGGACAUCAUCGGUUCAUGGGCUUUCGUGAAGCUGCACCUGGAGAAUUAUUGCAACAACUGCAGCAACAACCAGGGUAUUCUCGUACGAGUUUAUGAUGGUAAUACACACAAGUGGAAACUAUCAACUAAGUUCACAGAUUGCAGCAAAUUACGUGAGGUAUCGACCCUUGAUGGUGAUUAUUUUAUGGAACACAUUCGUAGAAAUGAAAUACCCUUUUAUCCAAGAAUGGUUGGACCCAUUGAUGGUUUGAUCUGUAUUCAUGGAAUCCGCCCGAGUACUCCAAUAGCCCUAUGCAACCCUUCUCUUGCCAAAGCUCAGUUUCUGCCGAUGUUCCAAUUUCAUCGACCUGUAACCCCGACGCUUACCGAUGCUACGUUGGAUUCAGUUUCGACUUUGUUCAUAAAGAUCUCAAAGGCAAUCAUGCCUUACAAGAAUGGAUCAUUGUCCUUUUCCCACUGGCUGGCACUCAAACGUGUGGGACGAGUCGCUGGUCCUAAUUACAGCAUACUGUCAUUCAACAUGCAGAAUGAGGUGUUCGAACUAACCCCAGUGCCGCCUUGCGUUCAUGGUGCUGCAUAUAAAAGAAAAGUGGAACUUGGAUUUUUGCCUGAGGUUGAUUCUCUUCUCCUCUUUGUUCACCCUCUCAGGAGACAAAAUUCUCGAGAAGAUGUGUGUUUCGAGAGAUGGGUGUUGAAUGGUUUAGGGGCCCAGGGACGUUGGACGAGGUUGUCGAGUAUUAGAAUUCGACCUCUUAAAGGAAUACCGAAGCCCGUGGUUGUAUGGAACAGCGAUGUGUUGAUCUGGGAGGAAUCCGGUAAGAAAAACAGACUAGUUUUUUACAAUUACUGCACUCGAGAAAUAACAAAUGUGAUAGUGAUACCCCCGAAGCAAUGUGCUCCGAGGGUUCUUGGGUACAAGGGAAGCUUGAUUUCACCUGCAAUUUUCAUGAAGACUCAAUUAUAA
This is a messenger RNA of Sesamum indicum (sesame), 1083 nucleotides long. The record is from RefSeq and is a predicted model, not a curated record. NCBI's taxonomy places the organism in Eukaryota, Viridiplantae, Streptophyta, Magnoliopsida, Lamiales, Pedaliaceae.